AUGUUCUGUGACUUUGCACCCGAGCCUCUUGUGUUUGUUCAGUGGUACACUCCACUGAAUACGCGCGACGAAGUCUCAGGUAUGUAUUCAGUUGGUGUAUCAACAUCUAACCAUGAGCGCAGCGCAUCUGUGAUUUCUAUCACUGCUCUUGUGAGGUCAUGCCAUCUGAUUCCACACUGGAGGCAGGCUAUCAACCGGACAUGGACCUGA
This is a messenger RNA of Phanerochaete carnosa HHB-10118-sp, 210 nucleotides long. RefSeq lists its product as uncharacterized. Lineage: Eukaryota; Fungi; Basidiomycota; Agaricomycetes; Polyporales; Phanerochaetaceae. The transcript has a single exon. Bases 1 to 210 code for a protein of 69 amino acids. The record is from RefSeq and is a predicted model, not a curated record.